CACAGCUAGCGUUCAGUCUAGCGCUCUUCCCAACUGACAGCCAUGUCUUCUCCCGGCCAGUACGGACAGAUUUCUUUCCCUCAAAAACUCAAGGUAUUUUCUUUGGCAACGAUCGUGCUGCCUCUCUACUCGCUAUGGACAGUGAUAACAUAUCCAUUCUCCUCGACUCUACGGAAGAAAACGUUGAAACUUGCCGUAUCCCAUGCUCAAGCGAGAUUUGUCACCGACGUACUCUCUGUCGCCGAGCUGCAGUUCAUUUCAGGCCUCAGCGUCGAUGUUUACAAGAAAUGGGCAAAGAAGAAUAAACAGCCGGUUGCUGUUGAAGAUCUUCCAGAAGAAGGCGCGAGCCUUUUAUGGAUCGGCCCUAAGCGUACGGACAAGGUGAUAUUCUAUUGCCACGGUGGCGGGUACGUUGCACCAUUCUGGGACUCUUUCCUAGCCUUCUGGAGGCACGCGCAAGUAGAACUAGAAGCCCGGAACAUACAAGUCGGGAUCGCUCUCAUGGCCUACAAUCUCAUCCCCCCGGGGAAAUUCCCAAGCCAGCUACGCGAAGCCAAAUCCGGGCUCGAGCAUCUCUUCAAAGCAGGUGUCAAGCCGGAAAACAUCCUGCUUGCCGGAGACUCGGCGGGAGCGAACCUCGUCUUGCAGGUCUUCUCACACAUCCUCCACCCCCUCGCUUCUAUCGAGCCUAUAAGCUUCCCCCCAGGGUCCCCCCCUCGGUUCCUGGGCAUGUACCUCUCAUCCCCAUGGGUCUCUCCCAGUGGUGAUAUCGGAAUGGGACCCGCGAUCAAUAACAAGAAGGACGUCUUGGGGCCAAAGACAUACCGAGCGUGGGGAAAAUUUCCCCUCCAGGAUGUCCCAGAAGCGGAUCUGCCGUUCAUGGAACCGGCCAAGGCGCCGAAGACGUGGUUUGUGGGUAUCGAGAAGAUGGUGGAGCACAUCCUUGUCACGUCGGGCGAGGCGGAGUGUAUCACCGAGUCGCAUGUGAAGUUCUAUGAGGAGUAUCUGAAGGAGAAGCACUCUGAUGUGAAGUUUGUCGUGCAGAAGGAUGGGGUGCAUGAUAGUGUUUUGUUUGAGCUCGCUUUGGAGAAGCGGCCUGUGCAGGAAUUGGCGGGGGUGGUCGUGGAUUGGGUGGCGGAUACGUUUGGAGAGACAUGAAAUGCUGGAAUGGUUGGUUUCGUUUGAGCGGUGUCUGCUUUGCAUGUUGAACAUUUGUAAAUUUGUGUUGGUAUAAGGUUUAUAUUGUUUGCCCCUACCUGUUAUUCAGUUUUCUUUUGCGACGCGCUCUGUCACUUUUAUAAUUGUUUGUAUACACGUUGACAGUCUAGGGUGGUCUUGUAAAUGAGAAAAGAAACAUCGGACUUUCCAUAAAUCAAGGUUUGGGGCGUCAAAGCCACUCUGAUAUUCCAGAAAUA
This is a messenger RNA of Guyanagaster necrorhizus, 1415 nucleotides long. RefSeq names its product alpha/beta-hydrolase. The coding region runs from base 43 to 1158 and encodes 371 amino acids. Gene Ontology annotation, molecular function: hydrolase activity. The transcript has 4 exons. The record is from RefSeq and is a predicted model, not a curated record. Lineage: Eukaryota; Fungi; Basidiomycota; Agaricomycetes; Agaricales; Physalacriaceae.